GUCCGCGGCACAGGCGGAGGAUGGCUGCGUCACCCCCGCUACCGCCUGGGGACUGAGCGGCGGCCAUCGCCGCCCUUGCCCGGCCCCGGUGCUGCCGUUUUAGCCCGGCUCUCGCGGUGCACGGCGCACCGGCCCCUCUCCGGUGUCCUGUUUGUCAGGGCCGCUCCUUAGGGCGGCAGGCGGUCGGGCCUCAGGGCGCCCGCGCCUGUUCGUGCGGGCCGGGCCGGGCAGCCCCCGGCUGAGCGGCCUCUAAGGGGCCGAGCUCGCCGCCUCUGCGUCUUCGUGUCGCUAUUGCUGGGCAGCGCUCCGAGGAGAUGCCGAGGGUUUUGGGCGAUUGAUAUCCUGCGUGCGGAGCUCCUCGUCAGCCACAGCUCAGUGCGAACGGCGGCUCGGCCUGGUCUGUCCCCCGAGCGCGGCUGUGGCCUGGCCGGGCCCUGUGGGUACCGAGCCCGUCCCGCCGUGUCUCGCGGCCAGGCACCGGCAGCUGCGGCUCCUGUGUCCCCCGUGCUCAGCGCUGCCUUGAGCCGAGGUGCAGCUCCCUGGCCUGGCUCCGCCUUAUCGGGGCCUGCAAACUGCUUUCAGGCUCCCACCCUAAAUCCGUACCGGCACUAGUCAGCGACCAGACGGGUUUCGGGUUCCGAAUUCCUUCCUCCUGGAGACACACCGAAUUUUUCUUUCUAGUCUGAAAGCCCACGGAGCAGACUGGAGUGACUCCGUAACUCCUGCUAAACCUGUCCUAGGAUCUAGGAAGUGCUUCCGAGUAAUCUUGCUGCAAGUCGGGAGUUAUUUGCUGGGAUGGGCCUUUAUACACGUGCCAUGCAUUUUCCUUGGGUGUAGGUGGCUUAGUAAAUUGAACCCAUUGCAAGGAGUACAGCGUAUAUGUGUCUGUAGAUAAACCGAGUUAAAUUGGGAUGGGAAGACAAAUUUUUGCAAUGCUUUAUGAAGUUUGGAUGUGCUUCCAAGGGUGACUUGCCCAAAUCAUCCAGAUUCCAUUUUAGUGGAGGAUUACAGAGCUGGUGAUAUGAUUUGUUCUGAGUGUGGGCUAGUAGUAGGUGACCGGGUCAUAGACGUGGGCUCAGAGUGGAGAACGUUCAGCAAUGACAAAGCAACCAAAGACCCAUCUCGAGUUGGGGACACCCAGAAUCCUUUGCUCAGUGAUGGUGACUUGAGUACAAUGAUUGGCAAGGGCACAGGUGCAGCAAGUUUUGAUGAAUUUGGGAAUUCAAAGUACCAAAAUCGCAGAACUAUGAGCAGCUCUGAUCGUGCGAUGAUGAAUGCUUUUAAAGAAAUUACGAACAUGGCAGACAGAAUCAACCUCCCUAGAAAUAUAGUUGAUCGAACAAAUAAUUUAUUCAAGCAAGUGUAUGAGCAAAAGAGCCUGAAGGGGAGAAGUAAUGAUGCUAUUGCUUCUGCUUGUCUCUACAUAGCCUGUAGGCAAGAGGGUGUUCCAAGAACAUUUAAAGAAAUAUGUGCAGUGUCCAGGAUUUCAAAGAAAGAAAUAGGCCGGUGUUUUAAACUUAUUUUGAAAGCUCUGGAAACCAGCGUUGAUUUGAUUACAACUGGAGACUUCAUGUCACGAUUCUGUUCUAAUCUGGGUCUUCCCAAACAAGUACAAAUGGCAGCAACCCAUAUUGCCCGGAAAGCUGUGGAAUUAGAUUUGGUUCCUGGGAGAAGCCCUAUCUCUGUAGCAGCUGCAGCUAUUUACAUGGCAUCACAGGCUUCUUCAGAGAAAAGGACGCAAAAAGAAAUUGGUGAUAUUGCUGGUGUGGCUGAUGUUACGAUUAGACAGUCAUACAGGCUGAUCUAUCCUCGAGCUCCAGAUCUUUUCCCAGCAGACUUCAAGUUUGAUACCCCAGUAGACAAACUACCACAGCUGUGAGAUUGCAGAGGGUUAAUUUCUGUUAACCCCCCCAAAAAAACCCCAACAAAAACAAACUCUUUAUUUUUGCCUAUAAUAAAGGAUGUACAAAGUGUUAAUAUUGGGUCUUCGUGUUGUGGAACUGGAGGAUAUGGAGAUGGAGCAUAACUGCUGGAAGGUAGCAUACAUUCCAAGGGUAAACAAGCUGAUUGUGUGGCAUUUUGUAUGUAUAUAUUAGUGGAAGUAAAUAUUUAAUAUCUGUUGCAACAAAUUUAAUUUGAUACUGUUGUACUUAUUUAGAUUUCUUUUGUAGGGAUCUAGUAAGAUGUAUUUUGGAGAAUUUAAAAUAUUGUGUAAUUCCCAAAUAAACUGUUUUCCAAAAACA
Agelaius phoeniceus (red-winged blackbird) is the source of this 2243-nucleotide messenger RNA. RefSeq names its product general transcription factor IIB (gene GTF2B). The record is from RefSeq and is a predicted model, not a curated record. Gene Ontology annotation, biological process: transcription initiation at RNA polymerase II promoter; protein acetylation; RNA polymerase II core complex assembly. Gene Ontology annotation, cellular component: transcription preinitiation complex; nucleus. NCBI's taxonomy places the organism in Eukaryota, Metazoa, Chordata, Aves, Passeriformes, Icteridae. Gene Ontology annotation, molecular function: RNA polymerase II general transcription initiation factor activity; RNA polymerase II core promoter sequence-specific DNA binding; TBP-class protein binding.